Schistosoma intercalatum is the source of this 1323-nucleotide messenger RNA. NCBI's taxonomy places the organism in Eukaryota, Metazoa, Platyhelminthes, Trematoda, Strigeidida, Schistosomatidae. The record is from the annotation of a GenBank genome assembly.
UACUGACCGCUUAUUGUGAGGCUGUCCAAGGUCGCUGAAACGAAACGGCGGGCGACUUUGAAAAGAUAUAACUUUUCUACCGUGCCGUUGGUAUAUGUGCUUUUAGUUUCGAUCUUAAGACUGCAGUAAUCCGAGGCUUGUGUUAUUUCGGACUGUCGUUUACUGCUUUUGUUGAUAAGUUCAAGUUCAUCGUGUGGACUUGCUGGGUUGUUGACUCACGUUUUCUUCGGUUCUCUUUUCCAGUCCCCUUCACUCACGCUAGUUCCAUUUCUCCCUUAGUAAACAAAAAUAUCUUGUGACUAAGCACAGGUUGCUACUUCUCUGAUGAGUAACAAGCCAUCUGUGGGCUGUGAGCGUUGUGUGGAUUCUCUCGUGUCUCUUUGGAGCUUCGUAUGUGGUUCUACUUUGUUUCUAUUCCUUCUUUACAUUGAUGUUUCCUCUUCGAUAUUAAACUGUGUUUUUAAGUCCCUUCUUCUUCAGAGUUGUUUGCUAGUCCCCGCAUCGCUAAUCGUUGUAUCUAACGUAAGCAGAUUUGUCAAUGGCGUCCAUCAAUGCCCUAUUUAUGGGAACUUUUGGCGCGCAUACUUUCUAGGCUGUGUUUUCGGUCUUGGAUCAUUCUUUGCCUUUCAAUCUGCCAUGAGGAAAAUUCGAAGUGACUUUUGUACAUUUGGAAUUUAUCUUGACUUCCUUGCAUUUUUCCACUGGUCCGAGUUUUAUUUCACUUCCAUUUACAACCUGAGUAAUUGUUCACUUGACAUAUAUAUGCUCACACAUAGCUCUGAAUAUGUUCUAGCCCUUACCGCGAGUGUACUUGAGUACUGGCUAGAGAAAUACUUCCUAUACGACGUGUUUUCAUCAUAUAGAUGGAGUAUUACUGUUAUCAACUGUCUGGGGUCUGGAAUGUGCAUUUUCGGCGAAGUUUUACGUAAACUAGCUCUGCUCACAGCUGGGGGAAAUUUCAAUCAUUAUGUGCAGUUCACAAAAAAUCGCAAACAUCAGUUGGUAACAAGUGGAGUUUACUCGUGGUUUCGCCAUCCGGCUUAUGUUGGGUGGUUCUGUUGGUGCAUUGGUACUCAGAUUUUACUGAUCAAUCCCUUGUGUCUAGUCGCUUAUACUAUAAUGACAUUUGUUUUUUUCAAAGGAAGAAUAUAUGCUGAAGAAAAGGCACUAGUAGAUUUUUUCGGAGAAAGUUAUCGAAAGUAUCAAAAAUUGGUUUCUACUGGAAUACCUUUCAUACAUGGAUAUGUAUCUCACUAACUCAUGUCGGUGAUGAGAAGUGUCAUUUUAUGUAAAAUUUUUACAAAAUAAACCUCUCCAACCGUA